Messenger RNA from Struthio camelus australis, 4249 nucleotides. The record is from RefSeq and is a predicted model, not a curated record. NCBI's taxonomy places the organism in Eukaryota, Metazoa, Chordata, Aves, Struthioniformes, Struthionidae.
AUGCUGUAUGGACAGGAGAAGGCAGGACGGGGAAAUGGAAGGACCCACGUCCAGCCCUCUGCGCUGCGCUUCGUCCACCUGGGUGGUGGAAAGGCGCUGACUUGGAUGCGCUCUGAGUUCUCGUGCGCUGGCGCAACGCUGCUGCUGCUGCUUCCGUGUUUGGGUUUCCAGCGCUGUGGAGGGAGAGCUCAGAGCAAAAUCCGUACUCAGCUGGUGGAACAGUUCAAAUGUCUGGAACAGCAGUCGGAGUCGCGCCUGCAACUCCUGCAGGACCUCCAGGAGUUCUUCCGAAGGAAAGCUGAGAUAGAGCUGGAGUACUCCAGGAGCCUGGAGAAAUUAGCUGAACGCUUCUCGUCCAAGAUACGCAGCUCCAGAGAGCACCAGUUCAAGAAAGAUCAGCACCUACUUUCCCCUGUGAACUGCUGGUACCUGGUUCUGACGCAGACCCGGCGAGAGAGCAGAGAUCAUGCUACCCUGAAUGACAUUUUCAUGAACAAUGUCAUUGUCCGACUAUCACAGAUCAGUGAGGAUGUCAUCAGACUCUUUAAAAAGAGUAAGGAAAUUGGCUUACAGAUGCAUGAAGAACUCUUGAAAGUCACCAAUGAGCUUUACACAGUGAUGAAAACUUACCACAUGUAUCAUGCAGAAAGCAUCAGCGCUGAGAGCAAGCUGAAAGAGGCAGAGAAGCAGGAAGAAAAGCAGUUCAAUAAGUCAGGGGACAUCAGCGUGAACCUGCUGCGCCAUGAGGACAGGCCUCAGCGACGGAGCUCCGUCAAGAAGAUUGAGAAGAUGAAGGAAAAGAGACAAGCCAAAUAUUCUGAAAACAAGCUGAAGUGUACUAAAGCCAGGAAUGACUACCUGCUGACCCUGGCAGCCACCAACGCAGCUGUCAGCAAGUACUACAUCCACGAUGUCUCUGACCUCAUCGAUUGCUGUGAUUUGGGAUUCCAUGCCAGUCUAGCUCGAACCUUCAGGACAUACCUGUCUGCUGAAUAUAACCUAGAAACCUCACGUCAUGAGGGCCUGGAUAUCAUUGAGAACGCUGUGGACAACUUAGAUGCACGAAGUGACAAGCACACGAUCAUGGACAUGUGUAACCAGGUCUUCUGCCCACCUCUGAAGUUUGAAUUCCAGCCUCACAUGGGGGAUGAGGUAUGCCAGGUCAGUGCCCAGCAGCCUGUGCAGACUGAAUUGCUGAUGCGGUACCACCAGCUGCAGUCUCGACUAGCCACCCUCAAGAUAGAGAACGAAGAGGUACGAAAAACUCUGGAUGCUACAAUGCAGACUUUGCAAGACAUGCUGACAGUGGAAGAUUUUGAUGUUUCAGACGCCUUCCAGCAUAGUCGCUCCACUGAGUCGGUCAAAUCAGCUGCUUCAGAGACCUACAUGAGUAAAAUAAACAUUGCCAAGAGGAGAGCCAACCAACAGGAAACUGAAAUGUUCUAUUUUACAAAAUUUAAGGAGUACUUGAAUGGCAGUAACCUUAUCACCAAGCUCCAGGCUAAACAUGACCUGCUGAAGCAGACUCUGGGAGAAGGUGAAAGAGCUGAAUGCGGAACAACCAGGCCCCCAUGUCUUCCCCCUAAACCACAGAAAAUGAGGAGACCUAGGCCUCUCUCAGUCUAUAAUCAUAAGCUCUUUAACGGCAAUAUGGAAACGUUCAUUAAGGAUUCAGGACAGGCUAUUCCACUCGUAGUAGAAAGCUGCAUUCGCUACAUCAAUUUAUAUGGCCUUCAGCAACAGGGUAUUUUUAGAGUUCCUGGCUCUCAGGUUGAAGUCAAUGACAUCAAGAAUUCGUUUGAAAGAGGUGAAGAUCCCCUUGCUGAUGAUCAAAAUGAACGUGACAUUAACUCAGUGGCUGGAGUCUUGAAGCUGUAUUUCCGAGGACUGGAAAACCCUCUCUUUCCUAAGGAAAGAUUUCAAGAUUUGAUAUCUACUAUAAAAAUUGAGAACCCCACCGAGAGAGUGCACCAGAUCCAGCAAAUCAUCGUCACUCUGCCCCGGGCUGUCAUCGUUGUCAUGAGAUAUCUUUUUGCUUUCCUUAAUCACUUGUCGCAGUACAGCGAUGAGAACAUGAUGGAUCCCUACAACCUGGCCAUCUGCUUUGGGCCGACUUUGAUACACAUUCCAGAUGGGCAGGAUCCGGUAUCCUGCCAAGCCCAUGUCAAUGAGGUCAUCAAAACCAUCAUCAUUAAUCACGAGGGCAUCUUCCCCAGCCACAGAGAACUGGAAGGACCUGUCUACGAGAAGUGCAUGACUGGAGGCGAGGAGUAUUGUGACAGCCCCCACAGCGAGCCAGGCACCAUCGAUGAAGUUGACCAUGACAACGGCACAGAGCCCCACACCAGUGAUGACGAAGUGGAGCAGAUUGAAGCCAUAGCCAAGUUUGACUAUAUUGGACGGUCCCCACGAGAGCUCUCCUUUAAGAAAGGGGCCUCGCUCCUCUUGUACCAUCGGGCUUCGGAGGACUGGUGGGAAGGGAGACACAACGGUGUGGAUGGCCUCAUACCCCACCAGUACAUUGUGGUGCAAGACAUGGAUGAUGCAUUCUCUGACAGUUUGAGUCAGAAGGCGGACAGCGAGGCGAGCAGUGGACCCCUGCUGGAUGAUAAAGCCUCAUCCAAAAAUGACAUCCAGUCUCCGACAGAUCAUAUUCCAGACUACGGAUUUGGGGGAGUAAUGGGCCGAGUGAGAUUGAGGUCUGACGGUGCAGCUAUUCCUCGCCGUCGAAGCGGGGGGGACACCCACAGCCCCCCGAGAGGGCUGGGUCCUGGCAUAGACACUCCUCCUCGAGCAGCGGCCUGUCCUAGCAGCCCCCACAAAAUACCACUUAACAGAGGCAGGAUUGAGAGUCCUGAAAAGCGCAGAAUGGCGACAUUCGGCAGUGCAGGGAGCAUCAAUUAUCCAGACAGGAAGGCCUUGUCUGAUGGCCACCCGCUGAGAUCGACUUGUGGAUCGACUAGACACAGUAGUCUUGGAGAUCAGAAAUCUCUAGAAGCAGAAGCGCUUGCUGAGGUAAGAGGGUUGUGAAGUGACUCGUGGUGCCCAGAGAUCUAGAGGCUAAAAUACAAUUCACUUGGAUAGCAGUACAGAGCCUCUCUCAUCUCAGAGCACUUCAAAAUUAUAGGCCUGUUGUUGUAGCUGUGAUGGUUUAAGGAUAAAAAUGAAAAGCUAAAGGCUUGCCUGCUUUUCCAACUGUAUCGGUUGGUCCAAUAAAAGAUAUUGGCUCUUCCUGCAAACCUUGUUUUUUCUUCAGAAUAAUAGACAGAAAUAUUCGAUCCACCACUGAAAUGUGGCUGUCAGCUCUUAGCUCUUGCAGGAAGAGAAGAACGUUAUCUUCAUUUAAAACUCUGUAUGAAACUUAGAAGGAGAAAACUGGAUUUGCCAAAUUAAAAUUUGGUUGAUACAUCUUGACUGGUGCUCAGUAUUUGGAGAAAAGUGCUUCAGGUUUGUUAAUGGCUGUUUGUAGCUAGGUCCUCAAAAUGUAAGCCUGAUCAAAAUAUCAUACCAGCAGUCAUGCAAUGUCUUCAGCAUCACCGUAGGCCCUCAGUUCCAUGGUUCUCAUCAAAUGCUCAUUACCUGCAGCAUAGGCCACAGGUCUCCUCACUGGAGAUAUCAAUCUUGUUACACUAAACCUGUUGAAAUCUUAGACUACGAUCCUAUUGUGGCACAGGCUGCAAAAUUUUUCAGUGUCUCGCAGACCAUUUAGUUCAGGCAGAGUCCUGCGUUAGUGUGUCUAACUGGCGAUGGGUUGGAGCCAGCUUCAUGUCCCUGGGCUGGAGCCAGGCAGGCACUCCUCCGAGGAGGUGGAGGGUGAUGAGCCUCGGUGUUUCCAGCUUUGGCACUGUUCAGUUUGUUUGCUCACAGUGGUGAGGACCAUGCAGAGGUGCCUCUUUGCACCAGUAAGGAAUCUGAGGGCAGCAGGCUGCAGCUUGGAGAUGGUGACUGCUGUGGAGAGCCACUGGGACUGAGCGAUUAGUUCUUGGCCUUCAUUCGCUCCUCAAGUGAAUGAGUUGUUGGCGAGGUGACAAUGUGCUAGGACUCUGCCAUACCCCCUCAGGCCUUGGUCCACCUCCCACUGAACUCGCCGGGAAUCUUCCCAAAGCUUUUAACGAUACUGGAGUUUCACUGAAAGCAGAGAGCUUUGCAGGCCUUUGAGGCUUGUCAUGAGAAAGUGGUGGUGCUCCUGGUGUUUUUAAGAGUAGAGUGUUACUGGCAGCAAAAAAUUAAUGCUAAUAAGAGUUAUGCA